AUGGUUAAUGAGCAGAAGAAGCCUACUAUAGAAGAUAUCUUGGGAGCAUUCAUGAUUCAGACUACCAAGUACAUGGAGAAAACUGACAAGUACAUAGAGAGCACUAGUCAAAGGUCGGGGAAGAUUAGUCAAAUUUCUCAAGCUGUAGGUGUCCAACAUCAGCCAGGGCAAUUUCCAACACAGUCCAUAAAUAAUCCCAAAGACUGCAAGUCCAUACACUUGAGAUGUGGUAAAAGCUAUGAAGGACCUUCCAUGCCUGUAGAGGAAAAGAAGAGUACUCCAGAGGAAGAUGUCAGAGCAGAAGAGAAUUCCAAGGGAAAGAAUAAGGUAGACAUUCAGACCAAGAAAGACGCAGUGCCAGAAAAGCUGCCCCCUCCCUCCAUUCCUACGACAGUUAGAGUGCCCUUCCCAUUUGCGGUGAAGAAGAAGAAGUUGGAUGAGCAAUUCUCCAAAUUUCUCGAUAUUUUUAGGAAGGUGCACAUUAAUAUAACAUUGGUGGAAGCUCUGCAAGAGAUGCCUACAUAUGCAAAGUUCCUAAAAGAUGUGCUCUCCAAGAAGAAGAAGUGGAUUGAUUAUGAGACGGUGAACAUAUCCAAAAACUGUAGUGCGAUAAUUCAAAAGAAGCUACCUGCCAAGCUUAAAGAUCCUGGGAGUUUCAAUAUCUCAUGCGUCAUUGGAAAUAAUAGACAGACAAAGGCAUUAUGUGAUCUGGGGGCGAGCAUAAAUUUGAUGCCAUUAUCAUUUUUCAGAAAGAUGAAGAUCGACACUCUCAAGUCGACUACAAUCACACUGCAGAUGGCAUAUAGAUCAGUCACAUAUCCUAAAGGAAUUGUUGAGGAUGUACUGGUGAAGGUACACGACUUCAUAUUUCCCGUCGAUUUUGUAGUAUUGGAUAUGGAGGAAGACAUGAAUGUGCCGCUUAUCCUAGGGCGUCCAUUUCUAGCAACGGGAAAAGCAUUGAUAGAUAUAGUAAAGGGAGAGCUCACUCUUCGUAUGGGAAACAUACGACACAUUUUGUCUAUCUAUAAUGCUAUGAAGAGUCGUGAAGAUGAGGAACUUGUUAUGAAGAUGGAGUGCAAAGCUGUGCACGUUGUAGAGGUCCAAAAGACACAAGCAAUUGAGUCCACAUUGGGGGAUUUUUCAUUGCCACAGUGGAUGUUUGGUUCAUGUGGUGGAUCACUUUCUAGAGAAGAGAAUGCACCAAAUUCUAAAGUGAAGUUGAAGAAAGCAAAAGCUGCAAAUACACCCAAAGUGGAAACCAAAAUUUGUGAUGGAGCUUUGAAAACUACUUGGUGGAAGAAGAGAUUGGCUAGAUCAUAUGCUUCCAAGAUUGAUAGAAAAUCCAACACCACCAUUUAUGGCGUGACAUGA
Salvia hispanica is the source of this 1371-nucleotide messenger RNA. RefSeq lists its product as uncharacterized. The record is from RefSeq and is a predicted model, not a curated record. NCBI's taxonomy places the organism in Eukaryota, Viridiplantae, Streptophyta, Magnoliopsida, Lamiales, Lamiaceae.